Messenger RNA from Rotaria sordida, 221 nucleotides. The record is from the annotation of a GenBank genome assembly. NCBI's taxonomy places the organism in Eukaryota, Metazoa, Rotifera, Eurotatoria, Philodinida, Philodinidae.
AUGGAAAUAAAUAAUAAUAAUAAUAAUAAUGAUUUAUUAUCGAAAAGAAUCUUUCAAUAUUUACAACCAUUUUAUCAUUCUAUUUCAUGUCAAAAUUUAUAUGAAAAUGAUUAUGAUGAAUUUAAACAUGCACUUGCAAUUUUAUCUGAUUUAAAAGAUUUACCAUUAAUAUCUGAUCAAAAAUAUAAUAUAACUAAAGAACAAUGUUUAAUUUAUCGUUC